GUUUUGUUUUCUCCUUAACUUAAUAAUUAAGUUAACAUUAUCUAUAUAUACAUUUAAUGAUUGGUUACACCCUUCAUUGUGUAGUUCUGUUGCACAAUUGUGCUGAGUAAAUCAAAUUGUUUUGUUUGGGAAGCAAUUACAAUCAGCUAUAUAUAGAGAGAUAUAUAGAUAGAUAGAUAGAUAGAUAGAUAGAUAGAUAGAUAGAUAGAUAGAUAGGUAUAGAUAAUAGAUAUAUAAUUGUAUAGUUUCUAACGCUUGAGCACAUUUAUUUAUCCCUUGAUAACUUCCUUAUAAAUCAAUAUUAAAAUAUUAAAGUUUAUCCAAUAUAUAUAUAUAUAUAUAUAUAGUCAAUAAUAAUCAUCAUAAUAAUAUUAUGAAAGAAAUAGUAGCCAUGGUUAAAGAUGCUGAUAUGAAUCGUGCUAUGCAAGAGGAUGCUGUCUAUAUAGCUGCAAAUGCAAUUGAUGAACAUAAUACUGAACAAGAAAUUGCAAGAUAUAUUAAAAUACAAUUUGAUCAUAAACAUAAACCUUAUUGGCAUUGUAUAGUUGGUGGAACAUUUUCUAGGUAACAAGAAUAAAUAACCCAAAUGUUCAAGUAAGUUGCCAAGUUGUUGUUCUCCAUGUUCAAUUGACAAUUCAAUAUUAGAUCCCCAUUUUUUGUUAUUGAUAAUAUCGAUUUAAUUAGUUUCUUCUUUUUUCCUUCAUUUAAAAAACAAACAAAAAAAAACUUUUUUUUAAUUUUUAGUUUUGUAUCCCAUGAAGCAAAUAAAUUCAUCUAUUUCUUCCUUGGAAAUCAUUCAAUCCUUUUGUAUAAAUCAUUAUAACAUCAUAAUUGUAUUAUAAUAAUACUAAUUAUUUUUUUGUAUUUUUCUAUCAGUUAUGUAACUAUGAGAUUUCAACUAUUACGUAAUCAUGAGAAUAAAAAAUGUGCAAAACAAAAAAAUUAAAAAAAAGGAAAACAACUUGUACAUUUAAUAAUGAUUUCAUGGUGUUACUAUUUUGUUGUUUUUGUCGUUGUUGUUGCUUUUGUUGUUGUUGUUUAGAGUCACCAAUAUGAACAUGAAGAAAACAACAACAAAAAACAUGAAAAAUAUGCAUUUGUAUUUUUACAUCUUCAUUGAUUUUUUUUUUGUUUUUCAAUAUCAUUCCACUGAUAA
Molecule: messenger RNA, 1156 nt
Organism: Schistosoma margrebowiei
Lineage: Eukaryota; Metazoa; Platyhelminthes; Trematoda; Strigeidida; Schistosomatidae
Source: the annotation of a GenBank genome assembly